UGAAAACAGAUGAUAAUGCAAAACAAGCACUUUACAGUUUUAUUAUAGAGACUAAAGGCGGGAUCCGAGGACAGGCCAUCAAACAUAACAAAGCAAAGAACAGCUGUGUAUAAUUGAAAGACAUUUUACAAACAAUUCUCUUGAAAUCCGUCCAAAACAGAUUUCAAUCAGGAGUGAAGAGAUUUUCGAAACGCGCUUUCAUGGCUGUUGGGUUGCACCUAUAUGGCCAGGUUUCCAUUUUAGUAUCGAUGUGUAAAGAAAGCGAUGUGUUUUGACCGUUAAUGUUAGUACUUGGCUUACCGUGUGGAGUCUGUAAAUGUUGCUUCGAAUGUCUCUAUCGCUCUUAGCAGCGUUGGUUUUCACUUCGGCUUGUGCCAGCUCUCUUACAUACUGGAGCGGCAGGAAUGCAUCGCUUGUACUGCGCAGGCUCCUUGAUGACAGACAUUACGACAAGAGGUUCAGACCUGACUUUGAAGGCCAUGCCGUGAAAGUGUUGGUGACAGUGUUUGUGACGUCAUUGGGAGGACUCGAUGAAAGAGAAAUGCAAUUUGAAAGCACUUUCUUUAUGAGACAAGUGUGGAAAGACUCUCGGCUUCAGUUUGAGAAGGAUUAUUCUAAAAGAAAUCUGAGCCUGAAUGGAGACAUAAUGCAACAGAUCUGGAUACCGGACACUUACGUGAACAAUGAAAAGUCCAGCUCUGCACCAAAACAAGAAUUUCUACUCAUGCUGUAUCCAGAUGGAAAAAUAAUUUACAGUCAACGAAUGACAGUAAUAGCGGCUUGCAAGAUGGAUCUUCGGAAUUACCCCAUGGAUAAGCAAAACUGCAGUCUUCUCUUCGAAAGUUAUGGUAUGACCAUAGAUGAUUUAUUCUUCAAGUGGGAGGUAAAGGAAGGGAGUGAUGAUCUUAAAACCGCCGUGGCAAUAGGAGACGAACUGAUCAUGUCACAGUUUGCGCUCGAUGGAUAUUCAGUCAGUGAAAUAACAGCUUCUUAUGUCACAGGGAGUUUUUCUAUGCUGCAGCUAACGUUCUACAUAAGACGAAAAAAAUUCUACUACGUCGUAUCAAUUUAUAUUCCAACAAUUUUGAUAACCAUUUUGAGUUGGGUUUCCUUUUGGAUCCCACGAAACUCACCACCAGCUCGGGUUGGGCUCGGAAUCACGACCGUCCUCGCCCUGACGACGUUGAUCUUCGGAAUUCAGUCGUCGAUGCCGAAAGUGAGUUACGUCAAAGCGAUUGACUGGUUUCUGUGUGUCUCCUUUCUCUAUGUAUUUGCUGCUUUGGUCGAAUACCCGAGUUCCACGUUCGUCAAGUCCCAAGCCCAGAAACUGUCACGAAAGGGAACGAACAUUCUACGGAAGGUAAAAGGUCUUAAGGACGACCCCGAAGAUGUUCCGUUAUCAGGGACAAGAUACGGUAGCACAGACAAGGAGGAAUCCGAUCUUCGUAAACUUUCUAGGAACAGAAUUGGAGACACGAACAGCACCUACGACCAUUCAUUACUUGAAAACAAUAUAGAUGGUGAUAGUCACCAGGCCUCUCGAGGUCAUCGCAAACGAAUGUCAUCUGAAGACGAUGAUUUUGUGAAUAACUUUAGAGAUGAUAUAACAGCGAAUACUGUUGAUAAAUACGCCAGGUUUUGUUUUCCAGUCUCUUAUUUAUUGUUUAAUCUAUGUUAUUGGAUCGUCUUUUUGUCAACGUAAUCACUUGUUGUUCGAAGGGAAAAUUACAGCAAAAAAAAAAAAAAAA
This is a messenger RNA of Stylophora pistillata, 1748 nucleotides long. Its product is annotated as glycine receptor subunit alpha-2. The record is from RefSeq and is a predicted model, not a curated record. Gene Ontology annotation, cellular component: membrane. Gene Ontology annotation, biological process: monoatomic ion transmembrane transport. Gene Ontology annotation, molecular function: extracellular ligand-gated monoatomic ion channel activity; GABA-A receptor activity. Lineage: Eukaryota; Metazoa; Cnidaria; Anthozoa; Scleractinia; Pocilloporidae.